Molecule: messenger RNA, 9115 nt
Organism: Pyrgilauda ruficollis (rufous-necked snowfinch)
Lineage: Eukaryota; Metazoa; Chordata; Aves; Passeriformes; Passeridae
Product: SCO-spondin-like
Exons: 47
Cellular component (GO): extracellular matrix; extracellular region
Molecular function (GO): protein binding
Source: RefSeq, a predicted model, not a curated record
CAUCGCCAUGCUCUGGGUGACAGCCGUGGGGGCAGCCACGGGGCGCUGGUGCGAGCGGACGGUGCCGGUGACGGAGCAGCAGGAGGUGACGCCGCGGCGCGAGGCCGCGGUGCCGUGUCCCAGUUUGUACCAGUACAGCCUGGCCGGGUGGCGGCUGGACCGGGACCGCACGCGCCGGGAGCGCGGGAAUUCCCCCGGGGACACCGGCACCGACCCCGCCCUCUGCUACGUCUACCGCCCCCCGGAGAUGCAGCCGGUGGUCCGGAACCGCACGGAGCGUGGCUGCUGUCCCGGCUGGAGCGGCGCCCGCUGCACCGAGGGCCCCGGCUCCCUGGGCCGCUGUUUCAGCGCGUGGCAGUGCCAGGACAGCGCCGGCGGCCACAACGGCAGCGCCAUGAGCCGCGCCGAGUGCUGCCAGCACCCCUGGGGACACAGCUGGCGCCGCGGGGACACCGAGGGGCCCUGCCUGCCCUGCACCCGCCUGCCCCUGGGCGGGGACGGGGGGUCCCCGCGGCACCGCAGCCCCCCGGCCACGUGCCAGGCCUGGGCCGGCUCGCGCUUCCGCACCUUCGACGGGCGGCACUUCGGCCUCUCGGGGGGCUGCCGGCACAGCCUGGCCACGGCCACCGACGGCACCUGGGACGUCACCAUCGGUCUGGGACACCCCCAGGUGCUGCACAUGACCUUUGGGACAGACACGGUGGUGGCCCAGGGACGGAACGUGUCGGUGAAUGGGGCAGCAGUGCCGGAGGGACGCCCCUACCUGCACAAAGGGCUCGGUGUCACCUGGCCGGGUGACUGGGUGGCCGUGGCCAGCAGCCUGGGUGUGCGGGUGGCCUGGGACGGGCACCUGGCGGUGACAGUGACAGCGGAGCCCGAGCUGCGCGGUGGCACCUGGGGGCUCUGUGGCACCUACACCGACGACCCUGCAGAUGACUUCCUGCUCCCCGACGGGGACAUCGCUGCCGUCGCCGCCGCCUUCGGCAACGCCUGGAAGGUGCCGGUGGCCGGCACAGAGCCCCCGUGCAGGGACGUGCCGGAGGGUGGCGGCAGGUGUGGCCCCGGCGAGGUGGCAGCGGCGGUGGCCACGUGCGGGCGGCUGCUGGCCCAGCCCUUCCGGCAGUGCCACGGCGAGGUGGACCCCAGCGGGUUCUAUGCAGCGUGUGUGGCGCUGCUGUGCGGGGACGGGGACCCUGUGUCACCCCCCGGUCCCCUGCCAUCCCCCGGUCCCCUGUCACCCCCCGGUCCCCUGUCCCCCCACGGUCCCCCGCCCUCCGCCGCCUGCGCCACCUUCGCCGCCUACGCCCGGGAGUGCUCCCGCCGCCAGGUCGAUGUCCCCUGGCGCCAUCCCGGCUUCUGCGAGCGCCGCUGCGACGCGGGGCAGCGCUUCUCCGACUGCGUGUCCCUGUGCCCGGUCACCUGUGUCACCGCGGGCGGCGCCGAGCAGGGGACCUGCCACCGCCACUGCCACGGCGGCUGCGAGUGCGGCCCGGGGCUGGCCCGGGACGGGGCGCGCUGUGUCCUCCCGGCCGCCUGCCCCUGCCACCACCGGCGACAGCGCUACGAGCCCGGCCAGAGCAUCCGCCAGCGCUGCAACCGCUGCACGUGCGAGGGUGGCCGCUGGCGCUGUGACCAGCAGCGGUGCCCGGCCGAGUGCGCGGUGCUGGGGGGACGUCACUUUGUCACCUUCGACCGCCGCCGCUUCUCCCUGCCGGCCGCCUGCGCCCACACCCUGGUGGAGGACUUCGUGGCGGGGCGGCUGCUGAUCACAGCCGAGCACGAGCCGUGUGACAGCCCCCGGCCCCUGGGCUGUCCCCGCAGCCUCACCGUCACCACCAGCCGCACCACGGCCCGGCUGCACGGCACAGGGGAGGUGACAGUGGCCGGGCGGGAGGUGACGCUGCCCUUCUCCGGUGCCGAGCUGAGCAUCCGCCGCGCGUCCUCGGCCUUCCUGCACCUGCAGCUGCCCGACGCCCACCUGCUCUGGGGCCUGGGGACCCCCGACACCUUCGUCACCCUCCAGCCCUCCAUGGCCGGCACGGUGAACGAGCCGUGUCCCGGGGGGCAGCAGUACCUGGACUGUGGGGGUCCCUGCGGCCGUUCCUGCUCAGAGCCCCCCGGAGCCAGUGACUGUCCCCCCCCGGACACCCUCUGUGUCCCCGGCUGUCGCUGCCCCCCGGGGCUGCUGCUGGCCCAGGGGGGCCAGUGUGUCCCCCCUGCCGCCUGCCCGUGUCCCCGCGGCGCCCGCCUGUACCCCCCCGGCGCCCGCAUCCACCGCGGCUGCCAGGCCUGUGUGUGCGCAGGGGGGUCGUGGCGCUGCGCCCCCGCCCCGUGUCCCCCCGGCCCGCGCUGCCCCCCGGGGCUGCUGCACGCCCCCGGCUCCUGCCUGCGCCGCUGCGACCCCGCCGAGCCCUCCGGCACCUGCGGCGGCCCCGCCGACGGCUGCGUGUGUCCCCCCGGGACCCUCUUCCUGGUGGGGACCCGCGUGUACGUGCGCGUGUCCCCGCGGCUGCGCGGCCGCCUGGCCGGGCUCUGCGGCAACUUCGACGGCGACGCCGAGAACGAUUUCGGGAGCCCGGACGGGGCCCUCGAGGCGACCCCCGAGGUCUUUGGGGACUCCUGGCGCCUCAGCCCGCUCUGCCCCGAGGCCGACGGCCACCGCCCGCACCCCUGCGAGGCGGUGUCACCAUGUCGGGCUCCACGGUGCCACCAAGGUGGUGUCACCAUGCGGGGUCCCUGGUGCCGCACGGGGUGUCACCAUGCGGGGUCCCUGGUGCCGCUCGGGGUCCGCGGUGCUGGUGGCACCUCGGGGGGGUCCCGCUGGUCCGCGGUGCCAGCCCUGCCCGCCGCGGUGCCCGCAGGGACCCGCGUGUACGUGCGCGUGUCCCCGCGGCUGCGCGGCCGCCUGGCCGGGCUCUGCGGCAACUUCGACGGCGACGCCGAGAACGAUUUCGGGAGCCCGGACGGGGCCCUCGAGGCGACCCCCGAGGUCUUCGGGGACUCCUGGCGCCUCAGCCCGCUCUGCCCCGAGGCCGACGGCCACCGCCCGCACCCCUGCGAGGACAGCCCCCAGCGCUCGGCCUGGGCGCGGGCUCGCUGCGGGGUCCUGCGGCACCGGCUCUUCGCCCCCUGCCACGACCUGGUGCCCCCCCAGCGCUUCUACGAGUGGUGCCUGUUCGACGCCUGCGGGUGUGACAGCGGCGGGGACUGCGAGUGCCUGUGCACGGCCCUGGCCGCCUACGCCGAGGAGUGCGGCCGGCGGGGGAGACCCCUGCGCUGGCGGAGCCAGGGGCUGUGCCGUGAGCCCGGGGCCUGGGGGGCACGGGGGGACCGGGAGAGGACUGGGGGGUCCGGGAGGGGCUGGGAGGUCACGGUGCCACCCCUGUGCCCCCCCUCAGACGGGCUGUGCGUGGAGCCCCCCGCCUGCCCCUGCUUUUGGGACGGCUUCGCCUUCCCGGCCGGGACCACCGUGACCCAGGGCUGCAGCAACUGCACGUGCCUGGGGGGGCGCUGGCAGUGCCCCCCGAGCCCGGCCCCGUGUCCCGCCGCCCCCGGCUGCGCCCCGUGGGAGUUCCGCUGCCGGGGCGGGGGUCUCUGCGUGCCGGGGGCGUGGCUCUGCGACAACGAGGACGACUGCGGGGACGGCUCGGACGAGCUGUGCGACCCCCCCUGCGCCCCCCAGCAGCCCCGCUGCCCCGGCGGGCGCUGCCUGCCCUGGGGGGCGCGCUGCGACGGUGUCACCCACUGCCCCGACGGCUGGGACGAGGCGGGGUGUCCCCCCCGGGCCUGCGCCCCCCCCGAGUUCGCCUGUGCCGGGGGUCGCUGCCUCCCCCCUGCGCGGGUCUGCGACGGGCGGCUCGAUUGUCCCCCCGGGGACGACUCGGACGAGGCGGGCUGCGCCCCCCGCUGCGGGCCGGGGCAGUUCAGGUGCGGGGGGGGCCGGUGCGUCCCCUACCCCCACCGCUGCGACGGCCGCGACGACUGCGGCGACGGGAGCGACGAGAGCGGCUGCGCCUGCCCCGAGGGGCACCUGCCGUGCCCCGGGGGGGGCUGCCAGCCCCCCGCCGCCAUCUGCGACGGCCGCCGCCACUGCCCCGACGGCGCCGACGAGGCCAAUUGUCCCGCGCGGGCCACCUGCGCCCCCGGGACGGUCCCCUGCCCCGACGGCUCCUGCGUGCCGGAGGUGGCCGUGUGCGACGGCGCUCGCGACUGUCGCGACGGCUGGGACGAGAGUCCGGCGGGGUGCGCGGUGGCGCUGCCCCCCGCGCCGCUGUCACCUGUCACCGCUGUCACCGCUGUCACCGCCACUGUCACCGCUGUCACUGGCAUCGUCGCCGACGCUGUCACCGCUGUCACAGCCGACACUGCCAUCGCGGUCACCAGCGCCAUCGGCACUGUCGCCAGCACUGUCACUGUCAGUGACACUGACGCUAUCGCCGACGCCGCCCCCGACACCGCUGCUGUCACCGCCGCUGUCCCUGCCGCUGUCACCGCCGCUGUCACCGCCCCGGCAGCGCCCUGUCCGCCCCGGUCCCUGCGCUGCGACAGCGGCGGGUGCGUCCCGCGGGGGUGGCGCUGCGAUGGCGACAGCGACUGUCCCGAUGGCAGCGACGAGGGAGGCUGCGACCCGCCGUGCGCCCCCGGCCACCUGCCCUGCGACCCCCCCUGCGAGCCCGGGCGCGGCCCCUGCGCCCCCGCCUGCGUCCCCCCGGGCCGCCUCUGCGACGGCGUCCCCGACUGUCGCGACAGCGCCGACGAGAGCCCCCGGCUCUGCGAGCCCCCCGGGCCCGGGAGCAGCCCGCGGAGUCCCUGCGCAGAGUUCGACUGCGGGGACGGGGAAUGUGUCACCUUCCAUCAGGUGUGUGACGGGCUGCGGGACUGCGCCUCGGCUGGGGACGAGCGGGGCUGCGGCCUCUGGGGGCCCUGGGGGCCCUGGGGGUCCUGCAGCCGCCCCUGCGGGCCCGGGGGGCAGCGCCGCGCCCGGGGGUGUCACCAGCGCCGCCCGGGGCUGCUGCGGGGCUGCCGCGGGCCCCGCGAGCAGGAGCGGCCCUGCUUCCACCGGGCCUGCCCGGCCCCCUGUGCCCCGGGAGGGUGCCCCAACGCCUCGGGGUGCGCGGAGGGGCUGCGCCCCCUCCCCUGCGCCCCCUGCCCCGCCUCCUGCUCCGACCUGGCUGCCGCCGUCACCUGCCCGCGACCCCCGCCCUGCCGCCCAGGGUGCUGGUGCCCGGCGGGGCAGGUGCUGGACGCGGGCCCCGCGGGGUGCGUGCGGCCGCGGCAGUGCCCGUGCGGGGCCGGGGGGCGCCGCUACCCCCCGGGAUCCCCGGUGCCCCUCGGCUGCCGCCUCUGCACCUGCCUCGAGGGACAGCUGCGACACUGUCGCCCCCACCCCGGCUGCUCAGUGGACUGCGGGUGGUCGUCCUGGUCGCCGUGGGGCGCGUGCGCUGGCGGCUGCGGGACCCCCGGCGUGCAGUGGUCGUUCCGCAGCCCCUCGAACCCGGCCCGGCGCGGGGGGGGCCGCCACUGCCGCGGCAUCUACCGCAAGGCGCGGAGGUGCCGCACGGCGCCGUGCCCGCGGUGCCAGCAGCGGGGCCGCUGGCGCGUCCCCGGCGAGCGCUGGCGGGGGGGGCCGUGCCAGCUGUGCCAGUGCCUGCCCGGCGGGGCCGUGCGCUGCGUCCCCUACUGUCCCCUCCGCGAGUCCGGCUGUCCCCAGGGCCAGGCGCUGCGGGAAGGGGACGCCGGCUCCUGCUGCUCCUGCGGCCCCGCGGGUGACAACGCCACGGCCACCCCGCCCGGGAUGACGACGGCGCUGUCCCCGCCCGGUGCCGAGGCCCCCGGCAGCCCCGGCCCCACGGCCGGGCCCGAGGGGCCCAGAAGCGCCGAGACCCCCCCGGAGUCCCCCAGCGCAGCCGGGGGCACCCCCAGAACCGUGACCCCGUCCGAGGACACCCCGAGACCCCCCGGAGGCUCCGCGACCCCCUACGAGACGGAGUUGUCCCCGCUGGCUCCCACGGGGGUGCCCGCCGCGACCCCCCCAGGCUGCGCCCCCCUGCCCUGGGGAGGGUGGGGGUCCUGCAGCCGCUCCUGCGGGGUGGGGGUCGCUCUGCGGCGCCGGAGGGAGACCCCGCCCGAGGGGGGCUGCGCCCACACCCCCGACACCGACACCCGCGUCUGCUUCCUGCGAGCCUGCCCAGUGGCGGGCGGGUGGGCGCCCUGGGGGUCCUGGAGCGCCUGCGACGCCCCGUGCGGGGGGGGACAGCAGAGCCGCGGCCGCAGCUGCAGCGACCCCCCCCCAAAAAACGGGGGGCGGCCGUGCGAGGGAGGGGCCCUACAGAGCCGGCCCUGCAACCUGCGGCCUUGCGGGGACCCCCCAGGCUGCCGGUGCCGGCCCGGGCUGGUGCUGCAGGGGAGCGGCUGCAUCGAGCCCAGCGCCUGCAGGGUCCCUGCGGGGGUGAUGGGGGUCCCCGGCAACCGGGGCCCCCCUGAAUCCUGCGGGUGGUCGCGCUGGACCCCCUGGACCCGCUGUGACUGCGGCACCGGGACCCGGCAGCGCUUCAGGUCUCCCACCAACCCCUCGGCCGCGGCGGGCGGUGCCCCCUGCACCGGGACCCCCCGGGAGGUUCGGGGCUGUCCCGAGCUCUGCAGACCCGAGCCCGAGAGCGCGGGGCCACCUGGGGCCACCGAGGCGCCCUGGCCCCCGGGGUCCCCACGGCCACCGGGGGGCACAGAGAGCCCAGAGUCCCCGGGGUCGCCGUGGGCGCUGGAGCCCGCGUGGGGCACGGAGCUGCCUUGGGAGCCGGGGUCCCUGGAGCCGGCGUGGGGCACGGAGACCCCGGAGACCCCCGAGCCCCCGGAUACCCCCGAGCCUCCCGAGUCCCCCGAGUCCCCGGAGUCCCCGGACGCCGCGCUCGGCCGGUGGUGGCCGUGGAGCACGGGGUCCCCGGGGGUGCCGGUGUCGCCGCGGAGCACAGAGCCCGCCCUGGCCCCCGCGCCGCCGCUCCCCGCCCGUGGCCGGUGGUCGCCGUGGGGGCCCUGGGGCGGCUGCAGCGCUCCGUGCGGGGGGGGCGAGCGCUGGCGCCGCCGGGGCUGCGGGACCCCCCCGUGCCCGGGGCCGGCGCUGCAGAGCCAGAGCUGCCACAGCCACGUGUGCCGCGAGGCGGGGUGCCCCCCGGGCCGGACCUUCCGUGAGUGCGGGGGGGGCUCCGGGUGUCCCCGGAGCUGCGCCCACCUUGGGGGGGCCGUGGGCGCCUGCAGGGUCCCUGCGGGGGUGAUGGGGGUCCCCGGCAACCGGGGCCCCCCUGAAUCCUGCGGGUGGUCGCGCUGGACCCCCUGGACCCGCUGUGACUGCGGCACCGGGACCCGGCAGCGCUUCAGCGGGGGGUCGUGCCCCACUCCCCACUCCCCACAGGUCUCCCACCAACCCCUCGGCCGCGGCGGGCGGUGCCCCCUGCACCGGGACCCCCCGGGAGGUUCGGGGCUGUCCCGAGCUCUGCAGACCCGGUACGUGCCAGGAUCCCCCCGACCCCCGGGCCCCGGAGCUGGGACCCCCGAGUGCCACCGGGGCCCCUCGAUCGUCUCGUGUCCUUCUGUCCCAGAGCCCGAGAGCGCGGGGCCACCUGGGGCCACCGAGGCGCCCUGGCCCCCGGGGUCCCCACGGCCACCGGGGGGCACAGAGAGCCCAGAGUCCCCGGGGUCGCCGUGGGCGCUGGAGCCCGCGUGGGGCACGGAGCUGCCUUGGGAGCCGGGGUCCCUGGAGCCGGCGUGGGGCACGGAGACCCCCGAGCCUCCCGAGACCCCGGAGACCCCCGAGCCCCCGGAUACCCCCGAGCCUCCCGAGUCCCCCGAGUCCCCGGAGUCCCCGGACGCCGCGCUCGGCCGGUGGUGGCCGUGGAGCACGGGGUCCCCGGGAGUGCCGGUGUCGCCGCGGAGCACAGAGCCCGCCCUGGCCCCCGCGCCGCCGCUCCCCGCCCGUGGCCGGUGGUCGCCGUGGGGGCCCUGGGGCGGCUGCAGCGCUCCGUGCGGGGGGGGCGAGCGCUGGCGCCGCCGGGGCUGCGGGACCCCCCCGUGCCCGGGGCCGGCGCUGCAGAGCCAGAGCUGCCACAGCCACGUGUGCCGCGAGGCGGGGUGCCCCCCGGGCCGGACCUUCCGUGAGUGCGGGGGGGGCUCCGGGUGUCCCCGGAGCUGCGCCCACCUUGGGGGGGCCGUGGGGUGCGCGGGGGGGUGCCAGGAGGGCUGUCACUGCCCCCCCGGGACCUUCCUGCACCGCCGCACCUGCCUGCAGGUGAGACCCCCCGGGCGAGCCCCCAAGGGCGCUGCCCCCAAAUCCUGGGGCGGGGGGGGACCCUGCGGGCCCCCCCAGGAGCAGGCUCGGAGCUGCGAGGAGGCGCCGUGCCCCCCCCUGUGCCCCUGGGCGGGGGGCGAGCGGGCCCUGGGCGAGCGCUGGAGCCCCGGCCCGUGCCGGCAGUGCACCUGCACCCCCGAGGGACCCGAGUGCUGGGACACGCCGUGUGCGGCCGAGCCGUGUGUCUGGAGCCCCUGGGGGCCCUGGGGGCCCUGCGGAGACCCCUGUGCGGGGGGGUCCCGCCUGCGCCACCGGCACCCCCUGAACGCCGAGCCCCCCGGGCGGGCGUGUGCGGGGGUCCGCACCCAGAGCGAGAGCUGCAGCUCCAGCGCCUGCCCCGGUAACCCCCGCGCUGCCCCCCCGCCCGCCCUGUCCCCCGCCGUGUCCCCCUGGUCCCCCUGGUCGCGCUGCUCCCGCAGCUGCGGCGGCGGCACCCGGAGGCGGCAGCGGCAGUGCCGGGAGGGCCCCGCGGCGGGGCCGCGCUGCGGGGAGAGCCCCGGGGAGGAGACGGCGGCGUGUAACCCCCAGGCGUGCCCCGUGCCGUUCCCGGUGGCCCCAAGCUGCCCCCCGGGCGAGGUAUGGCUGGACCCCGGCCCCGCCUGCGAGCGCAGCUGCCAGGACCUGGCGGAGCCCCCCGGGACCUGCGGGGGGACCCCUGCGACCCUCGGUACCUCCGGGACCCCCGGGACCCCCGUGACUCCGGGCAGCUCCAGCACCCCCGGGAUGCCCGCGGCCCCCACGACCCCCGGCACUCUCGGGACCCCCUCGCCCCCCCCG